GUAAUUUCCCAUCUUCAAGUCGUCAGAAUUUUCCCAGAUAGCAAACGCCAUAAAAAAUGUCGAUGUCAUUCGGGUAGAAGAGAGGCAAAGUCGUACAUGGGUUUUCUCCUCCGAAUGAAUUUGAGUUAGAUCUCUUUCUUUCCCGUCAAUGCUCCGGUUCCGGUGCACUUUCCCGGCGAACUAACACCGUCUUUGCUUCAAUUUCUAUCUUCCCACAUACACUUUUUUCUUCCUUCUUCUUUGCUUUCUCUUGUUGGGUUUUAGCGGGAAAGUAUGUCGGAUGCGUUGAUCAAUGGAUUGGCUGGAGCUGGAGGAGGGAUCAUUGCUCAGCUCAUCACAUACCCUCUUCAGACUGUGAAUACUCGUCAGCAGACAGAGCGCGAUGUGAAGAAGGAGAAGAGGAAACUAGGAACGUUUCAACAGAUGUGCCAGGUUGUAAAACAUGAAGGAUGGGACCGGCUUUACGGUGGCUUGGGGCCGUCUCUGGUGGGUACGGCUGCAUCUCAGGGCGUUUACUAUUAUUUCUACCAAAUAUUCAGGAACAAGGCUGAAGUUGCUUCUCUUGAACGAAUGAAGGCAGGGAUUGGAGACGGAUCUGUUGGCAUGCUUUCCUCACUUCUGGUGGCUGCUGUAUCUGGGUGUGUUAAUGUACUGUUGACAAAUCCUAUAUGGGUGGUUGUUACUCGGAUGCAGACACAUAAAAAAGUCUCAAAGCCAUCUCUACCUGGGGGAGCUCCAUUGACUCCACUAGAUGAAACCAUUCCGCCAACAGCAGUUGUAGAUCCCCCUUCCUACAGAACCACUCAUGCUAUUCAAGAACUUUAUGAGGAAGCGGGAAUCAAGGGUUUCUGGAAAGGGGUAAUCCCAACAUUGAUCAUGGUCAGCAACCCUUCUAUACAGUACAUGCUGUAUGAAACUUUCUUGAACAAAUUGAAGAAACGACGUGCUUUACGGAAGGAUGGGAGUGGAGUUACUGCAUUAGAGAUUUUUUUUCUUGGUGCCUUGGCAAAACUUGGAGCGACUGUAGUAACCUAUCCUCUUUUAGUUGUGAAGGCUAGGCUUCAAGCAAAACAAAUUGUAGCUGGAGACAAAAGACAUCAGUAUAAAGGCACAUUUGACGCCAUCAUCAAAAUGAUCCGAUACGAAGGACUAUGUGGAUUUUACAAAGGGAUGGGCACAAAAAUUGUCCAGAGUGUUCUGGCUGCUGCUGUCUUGUUCAUGGUUAAGGAAGAACUCGUCCGAAGUGCUCGAUUCCUUCUCACCAAGGGUCCCGUUGGCAGAAUAAAAUCAAAGUCUCAAUGAUCUGAUAAAAUGCUUAUAUGACCCCAUUACAGGUUCUUAAGAAGAAAUCCAAGCCUGCAAUUUAUCUCAAUAAUCUAUUCUUAUUCAUCUAGUGUAGUAUUCUUGACCAAACCCUUAUUUGAAAUUAUUAGGAAGUUUGUGUCCAAGAAAAAGAAAUAGGCAUAAGAUUUGGGCUGGAAAUUGUUUCAACAUGUUAUAGCAGGAAUAUUUGAUUGAUAGUGAUAACCUGGAAUGGCAUAUGUAAUAUGUUAUUGUAUUUAGAGAUUAUUAUAGUUACAUCCAUAUUACAAAAUUUAUGAGACUGACAAUUACCCUCCUUAUAUAUCC
Benincasa hispida (wax gourd) is the source of this 1629-nucleotide messenger RNA. It is a transcript of the gene PXN, whose product is annotated as Mitochondrial substrate carrier family protein. Lineage: Eukaryota; Viridiplantae; Streptophyta; Magnoliopsida; Cucurbitales; Cucurbitaceae. Gene Ontology annotation, biological process: nucleotide transport; transmembrane transport. The record is from RefSeq and is a predicted model, not a curated record.